Messenger RNA from Ictalurus punctatus (channel catfish), 1038 nucleotides. It is a transcript of the gene c10h1orf53, whose product is annotated as chromosome 10 C1orf53 homolog. The transcript has 3 exons. NCBI's taxonomy places the organism in Eukaryota, Metazoa, Chordata, Actinopteri, Siluriformes, Ictaluridae. Bases 173 to 649 code for a protein of 158 amino acids. The record is from RefSeq and is a predicted model, not a curated record.
ACUUCACUGUGCACUAAAAAGUUAAUAAGGGUAGAAGGAUAACACUUAAAAGUGCACUAGAACUCCAUGCACUUCUUACAGCCAUGAGUUUUAGUGCUAUCUCGCUUCCCAUUGGUUCAGACGCACUUCCGGUAUGUGAUGUUUACAGAACUGUUCCAGGAACCUACAGUAGAUGGGAUGCGACGGAAUGUGUCUUCUGCAAGGACUUUGCAGAGCAGCUCGAGCUCUGUGUAAUCCUCUAAAGCGUGGAGAAUAUCCGGUCAUAAUGUCAGCUCGUGUUUGUAGCGAUUGCUCUGGAUUUGAGGAAGUCACAUUGAUGUUAGAGCACACGAGUGAAACACGGGUGAAGAGCGAAUCUAGUGUGAGGCAGAGGAGCGUGGAGAGCACUGAGUCUCCGGGGAGAGACACUCUUUCCGAGCAGGACAGACUCGUUCAUAGUCUUCACCAGGACGCAUGCAAGGCUGGGAAAACAACGUACACAGACCCAGGAUCCGGCUACACAGUGUUCACAGAGGUUGCCCAUAAGAAAAGGGGGAGAUGCUGUGGAAACGCAUGUAGGCAUGUAAGUCCUGAUUCAUGUCCAUAUGGUCAAAUUAAUGUGAAGGACUCUUCUAAGAAGAAAACGUUCAACUCUGCCUUUUAUGUAUAGCUUUUUCUAAAAAUCUCUCAGUUGUUGUCAGACCUCCAGUCUUGCACUCGCAAUAAAGAUAAAAGUGGAAGAAACCAUGAGACAAGCCAAAGGACUGGAUAAACAGAUGAAGAGCAAAUGCAGAUCUCAUUAAUGUAAUAUAUGUAACCUUCCACUUCCUGAAUAAGUGUUUUUGUGAGUGCUUAUUUGGACUGAAUGUGCAUUUGCCUUACACUCCAUUUGAAAUGAUGAAAUCGUGCACAGCAGAUGUGUAACCCACGCUUCUCAAGCCUGUAAGAUGUGAAUCACACUGUGAUUUGUGUCAUCAGGUGUUGGUCUGUUCCUCAAUCCCAUGAAGGCAUAGAAGUGUGGAUUUGGUUGCAGAAUAAACAGUCACAUUGUCACGUGCA